Amorphotheca resinae ATCC 22711 is the source of this 906-nucleotide messenger RNA. RefSeq lists its product as hypothetical. NCBI's taxonomy places the organism in Eukaryota, Fungi, Ascomycota, Leotiomycetes, Helotiales, Amorphothecaceae. The transcript has a single exon. The record is from RefSeq and is a predicted model, not a curated record. Bases 1 to 906 code for a protein of 301 amino acids.
AUGUCUUUAAACUCUACAGUAUCACAACUUCAAUUGCGUGAUGGACGACAGUUGUCGUACCAGAUAUCAGGCCCGGCGCCGAAACCCUCAUCGUCUGGUCCCUCGGAUUCUAUUCCAACCGUUCUUUUAUCGAACUCGCUCUGUGCUCCCUUCCACACGUGGGAUCAUUACGUCUCUAUACUUCAUGGCCACAAAUUCCGCGUCAUUCAGUAUGAUCAGGUCGGCCACGGCGGAUCUACUGUCAACUCGUCGGAAGUUGAUGGUACCACCUUUAACUCUCUUGCAAACGAUGUCUUGCAACUCUUAGACGCCCUUCAAGUUAGAAAGGUACAUGCUUGGAUUGGGAUUUCGAUGGGCGCCGCAACAGGCAUCUACUUCUGCGCCCAGAACCCGGGACGUGUGGAGCGCUUGGUGAUUUGUGAUACUAUUUCGUGCUCGCCAAAUGCUAUCGGCAUUCCAGAUCCAUUCGAGGCACGCGUGGCCGCAGCAAGAAAAGACGGCCACAUCAACGAUAUUGUCGAGCAGACUAUUGUCAGGUGGUUUUCGGAGCCCUGGAGAGAGAUGAAUGAGGCGGAAGUACAGCGGAUGAGAAACAUUAUGUUGAAGACCCAGAUCGAAGGGUUUGCAGCAUGUUGUCGCGCGUUGCAAGACAAGGAGUUUGAUUUGAGACCUCUAGCUGGGAAGCUCGGCGGCGCUGUGGAGAAAGUAAUGCUUGUGGUAGGGGAGAACGAUGCCAACCUACCGCAGACAAUGGCGGAACUCAGGGAACAGAUACAAGCCGGCUUUGAUAGUCUAGGAAAAGGGGGAAAAGUAAGAUGGGCUAUAAUAAAGGGGGCGGGCCAUGUUAGUGUGGUUGAUGGACUUGAGGAGUAUUCGCAGCAUGUAACACAGUUCUUGGAAGCAUAA